UGAAGCAGCAGCAGCACCAAAUGAGACAGAGAAAGGAAACUGCAAAGCUACUGUGCACAAGGCUUUUCUAAUACAGAAAGCUACCUACCUGGGGAGUAUUUGGAGAUAGAGCAUCCAAGCAUUAUCUUCAUCUGCUAGAGUUACGAGUUGGGUCAAUACAGGGAAUGCCGUGGAUGUAAUGUACCUGGAUUUCAGUAAGGUCUUCGACAAAGUCCCUCACAACCUUCUGGCAAGCAAACUAGUAAAAUGUGGGCUAAACAAAACUACAGUUAGGUGGAUCUGUAAUUGGCUAAGCGAACGAACCCAAAGGGUGCUCACCAAUGCGUCGUCUUCAUCUUGGAAAGAAGUCACUAGUGGAGUGCCGCAGGGUUCUGUCCUGGACCCGGUUCUGUUCAACAUCUUUAUUAAUGACUUAGACGAAGGGUUAGAAGGCACGAUCAUCAAGUCUGCAGACGACACCAAACUGGGAGGGAUAGCCAACACUCCAGAAGAAAGGAGCAGAAUUCAAAACGAUCUUGACAGACUAGAGAGAUGGGCCGAAACUAACAAAAUGAAGUUCAACAGGGACAAAUGCAAGAUACUUCACUUCGGCAGAAAAAAUGGAAUGCAAAGAUACAGAAUGGGGGACACCUGGCUAGACAGCAGUACAUGUGAAAAAGAUCUUGGGAGUCCUUGUGGACAACAAGUUAAACAUAAGCCAGCAAUGUGAUGCAGCUGCUAAGAAAGCCAACGGGAUUCUGGCCUGGAUCAAUAGGGGUAUAGCGUCUAGAUCCAGGGAAGUCAUGCUACCCCUCUAUUCUGCCUUGGUCAGACCACACCUGGAAUACUGCGUCCAAUUCUGGGCACCACAGUUGAAGGGAGAUGUUGACAAGCUGGAAAGCGUCCAGAGGAGGGCAACUAAAAUGAUCAAAGGUCUGGAGAACAAGCCCUAUGAGGAGAGGCUUAAAGAACUGGGCAUGUUUAGCCUGCAGAAGAGAAGGCUGAGAGGAGACAUGAUAGCCAUGUACAAAUAUGUGAGGGGAAGUCAUAGGUAGGAGGGAGCAAGCUUGUUUUCUGCUGCCCUGCAGACUAGGACACGGAACAAUGGCUUCAAACUACAGGAAAGGAGAUUCCACCUGAACAUUAGGAAGAACUUCCUCACAGUGAGGGCUGUUCGGCAGUGGAACUCUCUCCCCCAGACUGUGGUGGAGGCUCCUUCUUUGGAGGCUUUUAAACAGAGGCUGGAUGGCCAUCUGUCAGGGGUGCUAUGAAUGCGAUUUCCUGCUUCUUGGCAGGGGGUUGGACUGGAUGGCCCAUGAGGUCUCUUCCAACUCUACUAUUCUAUGAUUCUAUGAUUCUAUGAAACAGAUGAGGCGAUGGAUUUUGAGGGCAUUCCUGCUUCAGUUCCAGGCCCCAUGGCCUUGCAGGUGCCGGAUACUGUAGAAUCACAGGAUACGCUAACUGACUAACAUUCCAGUGUUACCUGUACCAGAUGGUAUAGACAUGGGGAAGAAUGGAACUUUUAAUCGGAGAGAUUUUGUAACAAAAGAUAGAAGCAGGAAACAAGGGGUGAGAAAUCAAAGACUCGCUUUCAAAUUGGAUAAUGAUUAAAUUUCCCAUGAGAACUUUGUGGGUCCUGCACUCCCUAAUUCUUACAGACUGGGGAUUCUGUUAAAAGUACUCCUCACUCUAUUCUGAUUGCGGUGUCAACUUUGCCUUUCCUCGGAAGAGGUUCCAGUUUCCAGUUCCUUGCCUUGUCUUCUGAAUCCGUGCCGAGUUUCCAGUUUCAGGAGAGCCACGCCGAGCUGCGACUCCCGAGUAGACCUUGCCUUGUUACCACGACUUCCUUGUUCCUGAAUCGAGAUUGACUCUGCUUUGUUUACCUUGCUUCCUUUACUUUGCUACGGGACUUUUCAAGCGGGUUUGCAGUGCUUUGUUUUCUGCUAUUGCUUCAUGGACAAACUUUGAUUUCUAAAGGAAGCAAUCGAGCUUCACUUGUGGAUUAUAAAUUGGACGUUGAUAAACUCUUUCUGAAUUGCAAUACACUAUAUAUUAUGGACGAUUUCUUACUCUGACUUUCCGCCUUAAAUGCGCAUAGAUAUAUAUAUAUUCUGCUUCAAUAAACGGCUUGCGUGUUAUAUCGGCUCCGGUCUGGUUUUCGAGUGCUCGCGCUGCCUUGGGGUGCAACAAGGACUCACUUGUCAGUAGACUUGCAUAAGAAUGCAUUGUUAAUUGACUACAGUUUCACCUGCAGAAAAAUUUCACUGAAACCAAUCACAACAAAGAGGUACAAAAUCACUCUAUGUCUACACAUACUGAACUAAAUACUCUAAGUUUUCAUAUACUGAAUACAUAUAGCCAUGCUUUUAAAGGUAGAGAAAUCUGCUAUUGAACUAAAGUAACAGUCAUUUGUAUCUCUGCAGGUGGCAACAAUAACUUACUGGGACAGCAUGCAGUAGACACCUCAAAAUUUCACAUAGUUUUUUUUAGUUGUUACAUAAGUGGCAGUACCAACAUUACAGAGAAGGAGGAAAGGACUGGAAGCAUGAAAGGGAGCAAGUCAUCUACCUGGUAGUGACCCAUUUAAAUUUAAAAUUACAAAAGGGAAGCUUUUCUGAAGCAAGAGGGGAACCUGCCAUACCUCAGUAGGACACUGUGGUAGAUAUCCUAAAAAUUUAAGAAUGUUUUUGGUUGUGCCCAGAGUGCAGCAACCAGUUUCAAUUUUUUAAUGCAAAAGGCAUCCCAAGAAGCCAAAUUCUUUUUUUUUUAAUUUGCAAGAAAAUAGCAGAAGCAUUUAAGGCAAAAUUCCUGAUUUGAAGGGUAGGCAAGGCAAGGCUGCUAAGUCUGAUAGCUUUUAAAGAUUGAGAGAGAAAAAUGAAAACAGGCUCUCUAGGAUAUUGCUGGUAAGAUUGCUAAAAGAAAGGCCCUAUAGACUGUUUUGGGGGCUCUUACACCACAAGUCAUUCAUCAAGGAAACAGGAGAGGUUUUCUGAGGAUGCUGUUAAGAUUUCUGAGGCAGGAAAAUAAACAAGAAACAGAAGACAGAUAAGACCAUGCCCUAUGCCUAGUUUUUUUUUUAAAAGGACAGAAAAAUGAGAGAAGGUUCUGAGAACUAUUGCUGGUAAGAUACUUGAGACUGAAAAGAGCAGAGAAUGACAAUAUAGGUGAUCCUGUGGACACUUUUUGGGUUUUAAAGCAUGAACCUAAGCAGAGACAGAUACAUUUCAGCUGGUACAAGGUAAUUUUAAUUUUAACAUGCCAUGUUCCUAACUAGAAAGUCAUCUUUUUAAAUCAUCUAGUGUCUUGCUUUACACUUAUGUAUUCUUCAGAAUUCAGACCAAAGGUAAUUUCCUCCAAUGUUUCUUAUAGAAGCCAAAAAUACCAUUUCUGUUCUAGAAAUAAAUUAUCAAGUAUAGAAGAUACUGGACAUAAUGGAUACAAAAGGCAAAAAAGCACAGGCCGCCUACCCCACUUGUUCUUUCUUGCAAACAGCUUCGGUUUCAGUCACAAAGAUGUAUUUAUUUACAAGGUGGAUAAAACAGAUUUUGUAUAAUUUUACCAUUAAUAUUUGGUAUUACUUAGGUAAAUAAAAGGGCACCCAAGGUAAUUAUGACAUGGAACUAUGUACUUAAGAGGAUGGUUCACAGUAUUUUGAGCUUUUCAGUUGGGGGGGGGAGACAAGUAGUAAUAGACAUGUUACAGUAUGUAUAAGUAGAUAAAGAGACAUUUUCUACUUUCUCUAAAGAUCUCUGCAAUAAUGGAAAGAAAUGAAACAUUUAGGGAAUCAAGACAAAUAAAACAACUAAGCACAUAGCAAAAUUAAGGUAUUUCCUAAAACACACCUAUAGGGGAACUUGAGUGUGAAAGUCCCAUUGUCAUAUGUACUGUUGUAGGUACCUAGAUAGUCACUUAAUCAGACAACUUUAUGACUCCCAGGGUUCUUCUUACAUUCUACAAUUUGGAUAAUCCAAACAAUAUACACCUGACUUGAUUUUUGUCACUUUCACCUCUAUAGAGUAUUAUGAAUAUUUUAAUAAAAGAACCUAGAUCGUGACAAUCAAAAUUCUGCUGAAAAAGAACCUAGAAGACUAUGCUCUCCAGUAUGAGGAAAGCCAAAACAAUGGUCUCUUCAAAGCACAGAUGAAGACACAAGUGCAACUUAAAAGAGGCUGGUAUUAAUCCGAAAAGAAAGAAAAAAGAAUGGAAGAAAAGUUUCAUAGCAACUCAACCAUUGUCAAUGGUACAGCAGCUAACCAAAAACUUAUUGAAGGCCACAACCUUUGGGAAGUAAUUACAAUUGCUACUGUAACAGCCAUAUUAAGCUUAAUAACCAUAGUGGGGAAUGUGCUUGUGAUGAUAUCCUUCAAGGUCAACAGCCAACUCAAGACAGUAAACAAUUACUAUUUGCUCAGUCUUGCUUGUGCAGAUCUUAUCAUUGGAAUCUUUUCUAUGAAUCUUUAUACAUCUUACAUAUUAAUAGGGCACUGGUCCCUUGGAAGCUUGGCAUGUGACUUGUGGCUAGCCCUAGACUAUGUAGCUAGCAAUGCCUCAGUAAUGAAUCUGCUAGUUAUCAGCUUUGACCGAUAUUUUUCAAUCACACGGCCAUUGACCUAUAGGGCUAAACGCACACCCAGAAGGGCUGGUAUUAUGAUUGGCCUAGCUUGGCUUAUUUCUUUUAUUCUUUGGGCACCAGUAAUCUUAUGCUGGCAGUAUUUUGUAGGGGAGAGAACUGUCCCACCUGGCGAAUGCCAGAUACAGUUUUUGUAUGAACCCAUUGUCACCUUUGGGACUGCAAUUGCUGCUUUCUAUAUCCCUGUUUCAGUGAUGACUAUUUUAUAUUGCCGCAUUUAUAAGGAGACUGAAAAACGCACCAAGGACCUGGCUGAACUACAAGGCUCCAGUUCUGUGGUGGAGUUCGAAACCAUAAAACCUCAGAAAACUCUGCUGAAGUCCUGCUUUAGUUGCAAGCAACAAAAAUUGGUCAAAAGGGAGAGAUGCCAGGCUUCGUGGUCAUCAUCCAGCCGAAGUAUAUCUGCAACAGCAAAAUCUCAGAUUCAAAAUACUUGUCACGAUUGGUCAAAGGUAGAUCAGCUAACCACCUGCAGUAGUUAUGCUUCGUCAGAGGAGGAGGAGAAACAUGGUUCUGAUCCCGUCUUUCAAGUUGCUUGUAACACUCCAGUAAAAGGGAAUGACGAUGAGCACAAAGAAGAGAAAAGGGAAGCCUUUAUCAAAGACCAUCAAAGGGAAAAUGAAUAUGAGACCCAGAAAUACUUUCUUACACCAACCAAAGGCAAUGUUGAAAAAAGUAAUAAAUGUAUAGCCUAUAAGUUUCGCUUAGUGGUGAAAGCUGAUGGUGCUCCAGAAGCUAACAAUGGCUGCCGGAAAGUGAAAAUCACACCUUGUUCUGCCACUUUAUCCAAGGACACUUCUGUCAAAAACACAGACCCAAAUAUAAAUAGUCAAAUGACUAAAAGGAAAAGAAUGGUACUUAUCAAGGAACGUAAAGCAGCCCAGACUUUGAGUGCCAUUCUUUUAGCUUUCAUACUCACUUGGACCCCUUAUAACAUAAUGGUUUUGGUCUCCACAUUCUGCUCAGAUUGUAUUCCUCCAACAUUGUGGCAUCUUGGAUAUUGGUUAUGCUACGUGAAUAGUACAGUCAAUCCAAUCUGCUAUGCUCUCUGUAACAAAACAUUCAGAAAAACCUUUAAGUUGUUGCUGUUCUGUCAGUGGAAGAAAAAGAAAAUGGAAGAAAAAUUAUAUUGGCAGGGAAAUACAAAGCUGCCUUAAUUUAAAUUAAAACGUUUGAAAAAUAAUUGACCUUGGCCAAGCACUGUAAAUUCAAUUGGCUACAAGUCUUUCUUUAUAAAGUCGUUGCUUUGAAUGUCUGCAGAUAAAAGAAGCACAAUUUGUGUGAUAGUAAAUAUAUACUAAGAAGUAUAAAAAGAAAGCAGACGCAACAAUGAACUUUUCUAUAAUUGUGAUUACUCAUAGAAUAUUGUUAAUGUUGACAUCAUAGAAAGUUUCCUUUUACAGUUCUGCCAGAUAAAGUGGCAAGAAAAAAGACCUUUGUAGUGGUUGGUGGACUACACCCAUGCACUCAUCAAGUUCACCUACUCGGGAAGCAACAUAAUGCCUUCCCAUAAUAUUUUUUUUGCUAAGAUCUUUUUCAGUUUACUUAUAGAUCCCAAACAGAGUGAGGCUUGCAUACCUUCCCCUACAAAUUUGUCUUCUAACUGGAUGGAAGCAAAGAGAAGGGAAGUAUCAAUGGUCAGUGAUAAAUAGUUGAGAUCAUUUCUCAAUGGAUAAACUUGUCCUUGGAGUUAGUUGUGAAUCUGUACACUCAUCGCAGAUAGUUCUUUCUCUGUGGAGAUGAGAAAUGUCAAAGAACGACUGUGUGGUGUCUUUAGUAAAUGAGGAAAUCAAUUAUUUUAUUAAAGAAAUUCACUUCACAAGCAAAGAAGGGCAAUAGUUAAUGUUCUUUUAAGUGUUGUUUGUUCAUAUUUAAGUGGUUCUGAAGGAGUUUGAUGUUUAAAAACAGGCAGUAAGGUCAUCUACCUCUCUUCCCUUUGGGUUUUUUUGGUGAUAAUACUUGAAUGCCUAAACCCACAGCACAAGUAGGUCAAUCCAUCAGGUAGCCAUUUAAUGUUACUGAGGACAUGCCCCUUCUGACUGGACUGGAAGAAACUGAAUUUUAUGUAAUAACUAUUUUAGGCAUAUACGCUUGUAGCACUCACUUCACUGUCUUGAUGACCUGACAAGAUGGAAGCAGUAACAGAUUCAGAAAAGGCAGAAUCCACAAGCUGUUAUGGCUUGAAAGAAAACUUAAUCAUACAUAGAGCAGACCCACUGAAACCCCUGAAAAGUUAAUAUGGCCCUGACUAGGCCCCACUUAGCUUAGUAGGGCAUUCAGGGACCAACCCUAUGGAAAUAACUACCAGGGUUUAGAUUUAGAGAAAAACAAGACAGGAGAUGGGUGGAAGAAAAUUUUCCCUUUUUUCCUUACCUUACCUACUCUGUGAGCCUCCACAAAAGCUACAUUCCAAAUUAAAAAUCUCUUCCCAAUUACAAAACACCUUCCAUGAGCAAAGCUCCUAUCUAUGUAAGUUACCCGUAUCUGGAUUUCAGGAACCAUCCAUUAUCUGUUAUAUUCAGCAGGGUCCCAUGAAAGAGCUUUAGGGUGUGCCCAUACAGGGGAGGAAGUGGGAAAUUCAGCUUUUCCCCACUUCUUUACAUCAAUAUUUGACCAGAUUCUGCUCUAUGUGGGGAAAAAAACUGACACUCAUAAAACAGCAUUAAAAGCCCCAUGUUUAGAUGUUUUAGAGGUGUAAAAUUUCUGUUCCAGUGCCCUGAUUCCCAGGGGCAGGGGAUCUUGUGGACACACAGACCUCCACACAAGCAAGGGUGUUUCCAGUCAUUUCAAUAGAAUGGUCAGCUAUUUGUAUGAAAAGUUAUUUUUAUACGGAUUUUUUGUCUCUGCUGAAGUAAAUUUAAAAAGUGGCUCAUGCUGUGCAGAUGGGCUCUGGAUUGGGAAUUGUGCAGCUCUCCAGCAGAAAGCAGAAAAUUCAUGAGAAACAGUUUAGUGAGUGUGACCAGUGCCCCCAGCAUCUCUGAACUUGUCACCUCAAUUUGUCUAGUGAUACACCUGCCCCUGAUUUAAUACAACAUCCAGCAAAAUUGAAGCAGCAACAUUAUAGCUAUAAAACUAUAAAGACCUAAAGUUCCAAAAGCACAUGGAUCUUCAUAGUUCUGUAGGUGAUACUGUAAGUUUAAAUAGUCAUGUUUUCCUGGUCUGUAAUUUAAAAAUGGAUUUAGUUUAUAAACAUACUUAUGAUGAUUUAGAAUGCAAAAACAUGCAAGUCUGGGUAUAGGAUCCAUAUUUAUAUCACAUCAUAUACACAUAUAGCUUAAUAUGGUAAUAAUUGUGAAAUGUAAUGCUGCACAGUUAAGAGACAGCACAGUGGAUUUUAUGAGAGUUUUUGUACAUUUAUCAUAGCUUCCAAUGAAGUCAUAAGUGUUUUCAGUAAGAGCUGGUAUCAUGAGAAAGGAAAAUUUUCUCCACAGCGUGUAACAUUUAACAAUUUAACAGCAUUGUAAAUAACUUGACCAUAUACAAGUUAUUUGCAAAAUAUUCUUCCUUUUUUCCAGGAGGGAUAAAUAUAAUUUAAUGUAGCUGUAUAAUAAUGUGAAAUGUGUAUUCUGGAUUCAAUAUGAAUAAUUCUAAGUAUUCUGUAUUGUACCAAUUGUUUUGGUGCUUUUGUGUAUAACUGUUAAAGGAAAGUGCGGGUUAUUAUAGAGACAUCUGAUUAUUUUCUUUCAUUCACUACCAUCAGAGCAUUUUCUGUGUAUAGUGUAUGUUUUAAGUUAUACUGGCUUAUUUUUAAUUUGAACAAACAUUCAUAUGUGUAUGAUAUGUUUGUUUGAUUCAAAUGACAUGCACUUUAGUGACACAAGUUAUGUAACAAUGGCGAAAUGUAUAAAACUGUACAAGUUUUCCGCUAGCUGCAAUGUUACUGCUAAAGAAAGCUUUGCCUUCUAGUACUAAAGUUCAAUGGGAAGUUAUUUUUGUCACCAGUUUCUGUUAAACAGGAAUGUUUUAUAAAUAUUUAUGGUCUAUUUGUUGAGUAGAUGUGUAAGACUACACAGUGAUGGAUGCCAAAGUAUCAGUUAGGUGUAACUGUUAAAUAUAUGCUCAACCUAUGCUGCUAACAACCUGAAACAUACACUGCCAAACUCUGGGAUAUAUUGUAAAUAUCUGGAACUGUAUUAAAAAUUGGAGUGUAUUUAUCA
Molecule: messenger RNA, 8766 nt
Organism: Anolis carolinensis (green anole)
Lineage: Eukaryota; Metazoa; Chordata; Lepidosauria; Squamata; Anolidae
Gene: chrm5
Product: cholinergic receptor muscarinic 5
Exons: 3
Coding region: 4180-5766 (528 amino acids)
Biological process (GO): G protein-coupled receptor signaling pathway, coupled to cyclic nucleotide second messenger; chemical synaptic transmission; adenylate cyclase-inhibiting G protein-coupled acetylcholine receptor signaling pathway
Cellular component (GO): plasma membrane; synapse; dendrite
Molecular function (GO): G protein-coupled acetylcholine receptor activity; G protein-coupled serotonin receptor activity
Source: RefSeq, a predicted model, not a curated record